AUGAUAUUACUAGUAACCCAGCUAGUAGGGAAUUUGUUGUCUAUAAUGGCACUUUUGUAUCAGAGGCGAUACAACAAACUGCAUAAAUCGAUCUACGGUUUGUCAUAUGACACCGCUGUGCUAAAUAUAGCUAGACUAUCGGUUGAUUUAUAUGCAUCAUUCAAUUAUAAAUUUAAUAUUUAUGUCAAUAAGCAACUGUACGCUAAAUUUCCACUGUUUUAUAAAGACUGGGAUGAUAUUCCGGUCUCUAUGACACUUUUGAUAACUAAUAUUUGUUUGUUAGUAGCAUAUUUAUCCAUUUGGAAACAAUUAAUGCUUUAUAGAGCAACAUCGCACACACAUCAGGGAGUCUCUAUGAUAUGUAUAGUCACAUUAACUGUAUUUUUAGGACUCGUAGGUACUGCUACAUUUUAUUUCUAUCAUGUUGAUCCUCACCAUUUCACGUAUCUUGACCAUUUGAAUAUUAUGUGGGUCAUGGGAAAUAUGGUAGGUAUGGUAACGUUGUGUCCUCAGAUAUGUAUUAAUUGGAUGGGUAAAUGUUGUUCAGGUAUCUCUAGUCGGUAUAUCCUUACAUUGAUUAUUGCCGAUUGUGUCAGGUGGAUCGGAUAUACUAUUACAGCAAUGAAAGAGUCAGUAGAAUAUUGGAAUUGGCCAUUUAAUUCGAUUCCAAUAGUAACUACAUCCGCCGAACUACUAUGUUUAGUAGUAAUCUUAUAUCAAGCACAGUUUGUAUAUAGAGGACAUAAACCUACUCUUCCACGGAUUAGUGAGAAGAGUACUGCCCUUGUUUGA
This is a messenger RNA of Maudiozyma barnettii, 792 nucleotides long. RefSeq lists its product as uncharacterized. The record is from RefSeq and is a predicted model, not a curated record. NCBI's taxonomy places the organism in Eukaryota, Fungi, Ascomycota, Saccharomycetes, Saccharomycetales, Saccharomycetaceae. The coding region runs from base 1 to 792 and encodes 263 amino acids. The transcript has a single exon.